AGUGAGUACCGAAGUGCCGGCCCGCGCGGACGCUUUGCACUUACCCUGUUGCUGGUUGAGCAAGACCUGUAUACGAUUAAGUAGGAGUCAGAGCAGGACGCAGCAACUCGACGCUCGAUUUCAACAGGCUGACCGAGAACGGGAUACAAUGUGCUACUUCAGCAUAAUAGUUAUUAUAUUUGACUUCGACGAUUGGUUGUGAAUAGUUUUUUCAACAAUGGAGCCACGUGUUGUGAAAUUAUCUAUACUACUUUCAUUUUAUUUAUCUGGAAUCACAAUAGUGGCAGGCAUGUCAGACGUCUGGGUGGAAUUGCGAGCGCCGCGCUUCGUCGUACACCGCCACAGCGCCGUUCUUCGUUGCGAGCACAAUGUUGAUCCAGAGUCCCUAUACAAGGUGGUGUUUUUUAAGCAUGGCCAAAGGAUAAUGAAGUAUGUACGCGGCCGAGAUCCACCUUUUGAACUUUACAAUUUCACUGGUGCUGAUAUAAAUUUAAUACAACUAACGCCUACUUCGAUAACACUGGAGAGAAUGGACUUUUCAGCAUCGGGUUCAUACGCUUGCGAGAUAGCACUGGAGACACCUUUGUAUUCCAAAGUAUCUAAAUUGCAUGAAUUAAAUGUCAUAGUCCGCCAGAAAUACCGUCCAAAAAUAAAAAUUAAACACAAGAAGUUGUCGUCCAACGAGAAUCUAGAGGCAACAUGUCAAAGUGCACCCGCUCAUCCAGCCCCACAUCUUACGUGGUUCAUAAACCAUAUGAAGGUGGAUGAAAGGCUAAUCGAACCGCACGGCACUUGGAACGUCCAUCGUCACCACCAUGGUAUGCCACUGUCCUUGACCAACUCCUCGCUUCACUUCCCACUAUCAAGUCUACAGCUGUUUCCCAAUCAGACCGUUGAAAUCACCUGCCUCAGCACGAUACCCAGCUAUGCUAAUGUCGGCGAAGGUUUCGCCGAUCUCCAAAAUCAUACGGUUACUGUGAAUGUAAUACGUAUGGAACCACCACCCACUCAACUUCCCGUUAAGAUCAUCAGCCCUGAGCAAAACUCAUCGAAUCGCUGCGAACUUCGACGUGCGCUAAUUGUGCUGUGCUAUUUAGUGUACUAUUUUAUCAACCGGUAUUGAAUGUGCAACUGUGUAAAAAAUAGAAGAAAUAUGAAUUACUUGUCGUUUAAAUGUGUCCGUAUUCAAUGACCAGCUUUGUUUCCACAUUAGGUAUUGUAGAUUUUCUGUUUUUUAUUUCAAUUUAAGCAAUCGUUUGAUUGUUUCUGUAGGACUUUUCAUUCCAUUUUUAGUCGCUUUAUAUCUACUUGACCCCUAAUGUAUCUAUGUAUGUAUGAAUGUAAUGGAAUUCCGUAAUUCAGUUUUCAGCCACUCCCAGACGUUGAAAUGAUCUAAAAUUUUGCAGAGGUAUUAAGAUCCGAUGACAAUACAAUAAUUCAAUGACUAUGGCUUGGUGUUCUCAGUAUGAUCAUUACAGUUCAUGAUGAAAUCGUGUUGUUUAAUGUUUCUUAAACUAUAAUAUUAUUCAAUUGAGUUAUUUACUGCUAUAAAGAACAAUUAAUACAUGUUAUUCUAACCUUGCUUAAUUUAUACAAAUUUACUAUUUAUUUAGGAAAAGUUUGAAAUUGGAUCACUUAAAUACCUUUGUUGAUGUUGUCAAUACUCGUUAUUAAAUUUGUGUACAUCUGAUUAUGAUUAAAGGCAAAAGAAUAAACCUUAAUUAUUUCGUCAGGUUCCAAUAUAAAUGAUUUAUCCACAUGUAUUAAAUAUAAUUUACGGUAUUUUUAUAUUAUUUUUGUAUAGCUGUAAAUUGAAUAAUUUUUAAGAGAAAGAAGCGACAACUAACAUACGAUUAAUUGUAAGAAUAAUUAUUGAGUUAUGAGCUUUUAUUUGGUACUUCUCUUAUUAAAAUCGGUGGCAAAAUUUCGAUUACUAUAUUAAAUGUUCCUUUUGAUUUUAGAGUAACAUUCAAUUUUAUUUUUAAUUUUUCUAUUGAAUUGUAAAUAUGUAUUCAAAGUAAUACCAAAACUAACCUGCAAUAUUCUUAUCAUUGUGACAACUAUUUCCGAUAUUGCUAUUUGAAUUACUUUUUCUCCGGAGUAGCCGAUUCUUUUAAGCUUUAUUUCUAUAUUUUAAACGCUUCGUUUUCUUUUACGGGUCGUUUUGCAGAGAACGAAAGUUUUUUUUUUGUUACGGAGAACGAAACGUUUCUUGAAUAUAGAAGUCGGGUAUUAUACCGCCACUACUCGGUAUACAGACUCUAAUGCAUACAUCGAUUAUUAAAUCAACAUUGUAAUGUUUAUAUUUAUGCAUAUUAUGAUUGACCAUUCUUGUUUCUUUGAUCAAACGUCGAAGACGUUUAAGUUAUGACAGUCAAAUAUUCGUUAAUUGCCUACGAUCAAACUAAUUUCUUUAGCCAUUAUAAAAAGAUUCGUUGUUUUAAGCAAAUUACUGUUAAUUAUAUUCUAUUUAUUUAAAAAAUAAGGCAAACUUACGAUGUUAAAGCAGUGCUACCUACCAAAACCGCUUUCAGGUCAAACUAGCUUUUCCUGGGCUAAGCCAGAUUUACCUAAGCCCGAAAGUAUCAAUCAGAUGUCGCUGAUAUAACUUAAUAGGUGCUUUUGUAUUUUGACAUGUUCAUUUACUAGUCUUACGAUAUAAUAUUAAUUUUAAUAUAUUUCUUAGUAUCAUGUAGGAAAGCAUAUAUGUUACCCGCAAUAUCCGAUUUUAGGAAGAAGUUAAACCAGCAGAAAUGAAUUUUAAAAAAUGUUAAUUUAUCUAUCCUAUGCUAGUGUAUGAGUUUAAUAAAGUAUAUAACUUUUCUAACAUAUUUAAGUAAAAAGUCAUUAUCAUUUUUAAUUUGUUUUAUUCUUUAUGAUUAAGAAAAUAUAAGUGUAACACUGUUGCGUUUAUUUUAUAUAUUUACGUGCAAUUAUAAGACUGACGUAGAAAUAUAGUUGUGAUCAUCUUGAUAAUUUCUUAGAAAAUGAAAAUUUUAUGUACAUGUCUUCAGUAGCUUAAAGAGAUCAUUUUGUUUUUUAUUCUAAAAUACAGAUUUAAUAAGUCCCUAUCAAAGGCAAUACUUUGGUCAAUGAUACAUGUACAUGAAUUUUGUUCCAUAUUAUAUUCUUUUAACAAUUAUCAAAAACUUCAUCAAUUUUCUUACGUUUAGUCGGUAUCAGUUCAUCUUUAAAAUAAAAUAUAAUUUCAUUUGAGCAUACAUUUUUUAUCAAUUUAUUAAGUAAAUUGUGACUCUUGAACUUUUUUUUUUAAAAUCUUGUACUCUAAAAGCAGUGAAAUUCGUUUAACACAUAAACCAUGUAAAUACUUAUAUAACAUAUUAAAUAACAUGAGUCGUGAACUAUCGAUACUGUAAAGCAACUUUAAAUUUUUAUAUAAUAUUAUGUAAUUUAUUAUUUACAUUAAAAUGUGAAAAGAAAAGUAGGACCUCCUACUUUAUAACGAUUGAUGCCAAUUUAAAAAAAAAUUACAUAAAAUACGCAUGUGACAAAAAUAUUCAAAUUAUUGUAUUUUAUUUGAUACAAUUGGAACUUUCCAAUUUUAAGAAAUGAUUAAAAAUUAAAAUUAAAGUAAUUUAAUUAAAGAUAAAAACAAAUAGAUUGUUUGUUACUUCUUUCGUUCUGUUAUUUUUUUAUAUUGUUUAGCAUUAGCUGCCUUUGAUUUUGUAAUUUUUAGGAGCAAUUAUGUAACUAAACAUAUCAUUAGGAGUGAAUAUAAAUAGAGAUUUAUACAUAUAAAUGUUGUGUGGGUUCUUGAAAUUAUAAGUGAAGAUUUCCUCCUGUAUAUUUUUUGUCGGUUGUCAACGUGUCUACGUGAAUUUAUGUGAUAAAUGUUUAAGAAGCUUUCUUAUGCGAUCUGAAUACUCUUAGUGAGACAGCUUGCCCGACAAUUCUCCGCGUUUUUAUUUUACUUCAGAACUUCUUGUCAAGUGUUAUCAUUUAUAUCCGGUGCGCUUUAGAUGUAUUAAAUGUUGUAAUAAAUGUGUUGCUUCCAUUGCUUUGACCACUUUGUGGAAGAUAUUAAAACAGUGAUUUUUAAUACUAAACGACUAUAUUAUGUGAUUGUUUAUUAAAAAAAAAUAUCUUUAACAGUUAUUGUUUUUAUAGCAAAUUUGCUAAAUUACUAUUCAAUUCUUUUUUUAAAAUUCGUAACACUAUAGAUUAUAUUAAUUUGCUUUUGCCUUUCAUUUUAUAUAAAACAAAUAACAUGAAUUGUAUUUUUCGUUUCUUUUCUAUCCGUCUUAGAUUUAUCCAUAUAUAUGAAUAAAAAGAAAUAAAUGCUACCAGAGUGACAAAGUGCAAAAUUUUAUAGAAUAAUUUAUAGAAAAUACCCAGUUGAAUUGUAUAUAUCCGUAAUUUUUCAUAUUUUAUGCUGACGUGUGUAACAUUUCCUUAUUGAAAUAAUGAUUUUUUUCUGAUUCGUGUAAUAUUUUUGACCACUUCUAUACUAUUUUGAUUUCAACAUUUUUUUACUAUUUCAACUUAUCAACUGAUUCUUUCUGUCAAAACUGUACUGUCAGUACAUGUUGUCAGCGAUGACUUCCGGGGCCUUUACUGCUGGUGUCAAAGUCAUUCUGGGAGUUGAAAAGAAGGCAUAAGCAUAGGUCGAGGUUUCUUUACGUGAUAUAAUACGUAACAAAGUUAUGUAUAGUAAAAUAAGAGUACAUAGCUAAAUGGAAGUAGUAUUGGGCUGGCCAUAUAGAUAUGAAAACCGACAAUCGAUUAGAAAGAAAAUACUAUGAAGGUAUGUAGUGAGUUUUUUUUUUAUAGAAAUAGGGUAAGGUAUGGAGAAGGCAAUAUGACUUUAGCAGUAAAUUUCAAUAUUGCUGCAAUGAAGAUACUGAUGAUGUCGAAAGAAUUAUGAAACAUUAAAAAAAAAAACAUUAACUAUUUCAAUGGUUGGCAGUCAGUUUUCGUGUGUUUCAUCAGGAAUUUACUACCGCACACGACAACAUUGUAUUAUUUAUUGACUCCAGGUGUUUUCCUGACAGAUAUGAGGUAGGGACCUUUAAGAAUAGAGCCUACUUUUUUAUUCAUCACUAACCAUCAAGUUAGCCAUUUGCUUGAUUGCCUCCAUUUCUUUAAAAAUAUUUUAAGACUCUACACGAUGUCUUUUUAUCGUGAUUUUAAAUCGAUAGGUCAUAAUAGAAAAUCUUUAUAAAAAUGCUCAUGGUAGUUGCAUAACUGGGUAUUUUCUAACGAUAUUUGUAGCCGAAGCCAUUGCAUAUGAAUUUGAAGGUAAUUUAACAAUUAACUAUAUUUUCUAUAUCGAUGAAGAAAUUUAUGCAGGCUAAUGAUGUCUUCCUAAACGCUAUACACUCUUAAUAAUCUUUAAGUGUAUUGUAUUUUAGAUUUAAAAAAAAAAUAGUUAAAUAGGUUACGAUAUGAGAUUACUUAUGACACAAUUAGGUUUAACGGAACUAAGUAUGUGUGUUUACGUCGUUUUGCUUUUUUACUACGACUGCUGCUAUAAUGAGACUUUUGCUGUCAAUUAUUCGUAUUUAUUAAACGAUCAGGACAACUUGCUUUUAAUUGUUGUCGCUAUACAGAUACAGUUACAUUUGCGUUUGUAAAAUUGAACUUUAAUUUUGAAAUUAAAGUUUAAUUCUCUUUAAAAAUUUUGACUCAAAUUCGGCAGCACUACAUGAAGAAAUAUUUUAUUUGUGUUCUGCAUGUGCAUAAUACUUGAUCGUUUGCCAUUUUUGUGAAAAAUAAGCAAACGUUAAACGAUUGUGUUGUCUUAAUUUUUCAUAUUACUUUUUUAUGGUAUAAAUUUUUGUCUACUAUUUUCUAAAAUGUAAAAUAAGUUAAGAACACUUCUUCAUAUGAAUUGUGUAAAAAUAAAUAUUUUAAAAAUUAAAUUAUGCUGAUAGACAAUGAUUUGUAUUUGAGAAGGAAAAACUUGUGUUUAAUUAUUAAAAUAGCCGAGCUAUAUGUAGCUAUGUGAGUAAAUGUUUAUAAUUGCGUGUUUAACAUGUACGCAGCUACUGUGCUGAGUUUGUAUGAAAAUGUCUAAUAUUUACAAAAUGUGAAAUUUUAUCUCUUUAUAAAAUAAAUGUAUUACACGUUCGAUUUACACAUGG
Molecule: messenger RNA, 6104 nt
Organism: Parnassius mnemosyne (clouded apollo)
Lineage: Eukaryota; Metazoa; Arthropoda; Insecta; Lepidoptera; Papilionidae
Source: the annotation of a GenBank genome assembly